AUGAGUUCGAUUCGGCACGCUGCCCCCUCCACCCCUGGUCUAAACUGGCGUCGUCGGAAUGUCUCAUCUUCGAAGCCAUCUGCAGCCCGGCAGUCUUUUCAUUGGCGGCUCGUGGGGCGGAUGACUUGGGUUAGGGACAGGUCCCUUGCGGCUUGGCUGGCGAGAAGCGUCUUUUUGGCUGCCCGCACGUCCGGUUCCCACUACGCUCGGGACAGUCCCGCGGUGUCUGGGAUGCUAACUCCUCCUUCUGCCCAGCCUUCUUACCCAGGCAGGACGUGGUCCAAUCAGUAUCUUGUUUUUACAGCCCUCCUCAAGCCAACCGAAUCAUGA
This is a messenger RNA of Paracoccidioides lutzii Pb01, 330 nucleotides long. RefSeq lists its product as hypothetical. Bases 1 to 330 code for a protein of 109 amino acids. The transcript has 2 exons. The record is from RefSeq and is a predicted model, not a curated record.